Messenger RNA from Zygosaccharomyces rouxii, 819 nucleotides. RefSeq lists its product as uncharacterized. Gene Ontology annotation, cellular component: membrane; endomembrane system. NCBI's taxonomy places the organism in Eukaryota, Fungi, Ascomycota, Saccharomycetes, Saccharomycetales, Saccharomycetaceae. The record is from RefSeq and is a predicted model, not a curated record. The transcript has a single exon. The coding region runs from base 1 to 819 and encodes 272 amino acids.
AUGGAUCGUUCGCUGCUCAUCAACGUUGCAUCUUUGAUCACCUCUUCGUACGGUCUCAUUCGGUGCACGCACAUCAAACUACCACCAUCAUUGGCACAAGCUGGCCAGAAACAGUUUUUAACGAACAUUUCUUUGGCUGCUACCAUUUCUCAUAAUGUGGUGACCAUAGUCUCACACGUAGCCAAACGUAUUAAAAAGCACCGUUCUCAAAAGAAGCGUCAGGAGAAGGCAUACGCUAGAGCCAUAGCUUCUGCAGAGGAAUUGAGAGACCUUAAGCUAGAACCGAAUGAGAAGAGAUUGCAGCAACAGGAUGACUCCCCUGAUUCUGAUGGAUGUGCACUUUCUCUAUUGACAUUGAUCAACAGGCAUGUGACGCUUCCUCUGGCACUGGUUUUAGAAUCUGUUGUAGCCACAGUUUAUUGGCCCCUUCGUCUGUUUGCCAUCGGUUUAAUUCUCCAAGGAGCUAAGAGGAAAUCACCAGUUCCACUUCACAUCGAUGUUUCCAUCCAUCUAUUACCAAUUCUUUACAUGUUGAGCGACUACUAUUUCACAGAUGCAUCUGAACGUUUCAAAAUCGGAUUAGCUCAAUCCUGGGGGAUCAUUUCCGCUGUCGGUUUGGCUUACAAAUCCUACUUGAGCGCAUUGAUAGAUACAUCUACCGGUCAAAAGUAUCCUUAUCCUUUCCUAGACGUCCCUGAACCAUACAAAUCUGUUAUAUUUGUGGUGGUUACUUCGUUUGGUUGGCUAUUCUAUGUUGCUUACAGAGCCCUACCACCUAGGGACAAAGUGAGUAAGAAAGAAAGGUCCAAGAUGGAUUAG